Messenger RNA from Caenorhabditis remanei, 1032 nucleotides. RefSeq lists its product as uncharacterized. Lineage: Eukaryota; Metazoa; Nematoda; Chromadorea; Rhabditida; Rhabditidae. The transcript is spliced from 3 exons. Bases 1 to 1032 code for a protein of 343 amino acids. The record is from RefSeq and is a predicted model, not a curated record.
AUGUCGCAACCUCUCCAACAAGUCAGCAGCAGCUCUGAAGAUGAGCUUCUCUCGGAAUUUUCAAAUAUCCUGACGCCGACAAUCGCCACCAUCGGUGACUCCCAAAAAAUCGGUAAUACGGAGCUAUCUGGUCAAUUUGAGAAUGAAACAGGGACUGGAGAAAAGGAUGAGAAAGAGCAGAUGCAGAAGUUGCAAUCCGCCAUCAACUGCCACCAAGACGAAUUCGAAGUACUCAACGACAAAAUCCAAUCACUGAAAAACAGAGUGUUUGAUCUGGAAUUUGAAGCACAAGAAUAUCGAAACGAAAUUCGUGAGAAUCAAGAAAAGAUCGAGAAUCUUGAGAUGCGGAAUGUGGAAAAUGAAACUUAUUAUCUGGAGGCAAUUGAACUGUUGGAAAAAGCAAAAAAUGUGGAUUUCAUCGCUUAUGACGGAGCUAAAAUGAAGGAGUUAAAGCAGGAGAAUAAGGAAUUAAAGGGGAAGAUUGAAGAGCUCAAGGGGGAGUUGAGUGAGGAGAGAAGACGGAAUCUCACAGUGUGUAGAUCAAAAAUUCAAGUGAAAUUCGAUGAACUCUCUUACUACAUGAAGCAGUUAGAUCUCUACCAAGAAAUUGAGAACCGUGAUGAAAAGUUGAGAGAGAAAGAUAAGGAGAUUGUGAAUUUGCAACUUGAUGUGCUUGAUUUGAAGCUGAAAAUCCAGAAACCAAGCAGUCUCGUCAAGCAAAACACUCAACUGGUUGAAAAAAUCAAGGAGGCGAAGAAGACUAUUCAGAAAUUGGAGCAUGAAGCUAUACUCUCUGCAGAGAAAGGUCAAGAUUUUCCAACUGAUCCCACGGCUACAGAAGAUUCCUCUUGCGUCUCUAAAGCUGAGUACAACCGGAAGGUCUACGAGUUGGAGUACGCUAAUGAGCAGAUUGCGAUGAUUUUGGGGGAUCAAGAGGAGAAGAAGAAAAAGGAGGAUGAUGAUGAGAAAAAGAUGUUGAGAGGACAGAUUGAGGAAUUGAAUGAGACGAUUCGGCUGAUGUCGCAGUGGUGA